AUGAUUGUCGAAAAUGGCGUCAAUCUACUAGCUUUUCCGCAGCCACAUCAUGAAACACUUUGUCGAGCUCGCUUAAAAUAUCUGAAAUUUAUAUUUAUCGAAAAAGUUCAAGGUACUACAACAUAUAACACACUUUUUACAACUACUGGUGUUCCUGUUUACAUAACAUCGACAUCAACGUCAACAACAGCGACGACAUCGACUUCAGCAACAACUACAACAACAACAUCAGCUACUACAACUACGACAGGAACGACUACAACAACACAAUAUAUUUCAAAUGCUGUGGUUAUCUAUCCAAAAGAUAUGGAACUUGCAUGUGUACAACCUGUAGCUAUUUCAGCAGUUAUUAUUACUAGUGUUAUGAUUCCGAUUCAUUUUCUUGCAAUGAUAAAUCUGUUUGUUAAAAUGAACAGUCUUUAUCACAAGAACAUUUUAGGCACACGACGUGCCUAUCGUAAACAUUUAAAACGAGUCUAUACACCUGUAAAAAGCAGUGUUUAG
Molecule: messenger RNA, 504 nt
Organism: Rotaria socialis
Lineage: Eukaryota; Metazoa; Rotifera; Eurotatoria; Philodinida; Philodinidae
Source: the annotation of a GenBank genome assembly